GAAGAUUUGGAGGGAUGAUCAAAAAUGGCUGCUGCGCAGUUCAUCUGCAAAUAGUUAAUUCUGUCUAUAAUGAACAAAAUAUUUGGUUGUUAGCUUGGUAGUGGGGAUCUGGUGAAGUGAAGGAUGCAGAGAGCCCUGUCGAGCUUUUCCUUCGCCCCCGCUGUGAAAGUGCGGCUGAUCAAUGCUGGCUUUCAUUCCGCUGCUGACCUGAGUGACUUCCGACCUGCGCAACUCAGUAAAGAGGCGGGAAUCUCCCAGGAGGAAGCGGAAGACGUGCUGCAGGCCGUGCAGUCGGAACCCAGCCAGGGGAGGGCGGUAGCGAGCAGGCUGACGGCCCUGGACCUCCUGGAGCGCGAGCAGGCCCUGGGCUCCAUAGUCACGUUCUGCUCCGACCUGGACUGCGUGCUCGGGGGAGGCGUGCCCGUGGGCAAGACCAUGGAGAUCUGUGGAGCCCCUGGUGUGGGCAAAACCCAGCUGUGGAUGGAUAAUGGACAAUCCUGCAGAUGGAUACCAAUAAAGGAAAGAGUAUGCAUCCAGCUGGCUGUGGACGUCCAGAUUCCAGUGUGUUUCGGUGGACUAGGAGGCCAAGCGGUGUACAUAGACACAGAGGGCGGCUUCUUUGUCCAGCGGGCUGCAGACCUGGCCCAGGCGGCCGUAGACCACUGCAGCCUGCUGGCAGAGGACGCGGAACAGCGGGAAGCCUUGAAGGAGUUCACCGUGGAAACCAUCCUCUCCAACCUCUUCCUCUUCCGUUGUCAUGACUACGUGGAGCUGUUGGCUGAGAUCUACCUCCUGCCAAACUUCCUGGCGCAGCACCCCGAGGUUCGGCUGGUUGUGAUCGACAGCAUCGCCUCUCCGUUUCGCCGGGACUUCGAGGACCUGUUUGAGAGGACGAGGCUUCUGAGCGGCCUCGCCCUGCGACUCUUCAAAAUGGCCGUCCAGCACAGUACUGCGGUUGUGCUGACCAAUCAGAUGACUACAAAAAUUGUGAAUGGCCAAUCGAAGCUUGUUCCAGCUUUAGGUGAAAGUUGGGGUCAUGCUGCAGCGCAGAGACUCAUCCUGCACUGGGAAGGACAGCAGAGACUGGCGUCUCUCUGCAAGUCUCCCACCUACAAGGAGGCAACAGUUCCUUACCAGAUCACUGGUGAUGGCUUCCGGGACGUCGCCCGUCCUUGUCUCCCAGGGCCCUCGUCCGACCCCCCCGCGUCUGCUCUGGGCAACGCACGCAAACGCCCCCGCCUGGAGGAAGACGGUCCUCCCUGAAGUAUUUACUGCUCUGGGGGUCAAAGGUCAUCUCCACUUCAGCAGGAACCUUUAAGUAUGCAAGUCUAGGAAGACAUUUCAGUCUGAGAGUUUCAUGCUCUGACUCCACGUCAAAGUGGAGUGUGAGAAAUCUAAAGUACUGUGAGAAAUUUGCAGGUUGCAGGAAGGCUGGAACAGGAAUCAUCGAAUCACGGUCCUCGAGGGCCAAGAACUGCUGCUUUACCACCAUCCCUUGACAGUGGCUAAUGCUGUGACAUCACCCAGCACAUUCCUGGGACUAAAUGAGUUGCAAAAUACUUGUCAAGCUUCUACAUGUAACUGCAAAGCCAAACCGUUGGAUGCCCGUGAUGAACCGCGUUUGUUGUUUUUGGCUGUGAAUUUGGAUCAGCUGGAAGCGAGGUGGAGAUUUUGGGUGGUUGAAACACCAUGCAGCGGGGUAAGGAAACGCAGCGUAGUUGCCGUUCGUCAGUGCAGCUCUUGAGCUUUCUCCAGGGCCAGUCCUGCGCACUGAUGGUCCAUUAGCCUCUCUGAAAGUUCACAAAGGCACCAGUGGUUUGUCUCUUGAGUUAUUAUGAGUCGUGCCAGGAAAAAUCUCACACACAAAAAAUUUCAGGGAAAUGUCAAAUAAUACUUAGUAUUCUUUCAUGCAGCUCUACCUUUAAAAGCCAGUCACUUUUCCUUAACGAAUGAAUCCAGGAUUUAAAGCCUUUCAGGGGCUGGAGACGUGUGGUGUCUGGACCCUCUGUCCUCAUCGCUGUGUGACCUGAAUGGGCCUGGAUCUGGUGUACCACGGGCAGGGGGGAUCAGCUGGCCCCUCCUCAGCCAUGGGUUCUGACUCGGCCGGCACCUGUGUUAGUCCUUGACCGUUUCGCCCCUGGACCUGUUUCAUAUAUGAGUCAAUCUCUGCCGCAGCAUAGAUAUUUCAUAAGGCUUCACCGCAGUUGCAGAAUGAGAUGGCUUCUGAUGCAUCUCUGUAAUUAAAUUAUACACUUAAAAGCUGGCCUCAGCAGUUGCAUUGGAGAGUAAGGUAAAAUAUGAGCACUUGGCCUAAUGUUGUCUGGCGUGGUAUAGAGAAGUACAUAUGGGGGGAGCACCAGUUGCAGUCCAAAUCUUUGCCCACUGAAGACUCCGAUUUGAGCAGAGCCAGGAGUGUUCAUUAUUUAUAUUUUGUUGGAUAGACCCUUUCAGCCUGAAGGAGAACACCAGUCAAAAUUGAUUUGACAUGUUGCAUCUAUGACUCAGUGUGUGUUUUGAUGUAUGCUGUAUGCUAGGCACCAGAACUGAAUUGCACCCAAAAUUCUGCCAACAUGUAAUGAUGUCCACCGCCAGCCAUUUCCCCGUUCAUCGUUUAAGUACUGCACCACCCCUGUUUACACCACCCACUGCGCACACACAGACACACACACAGGCACACACACACACACACACACACACACACAAAAAUACACACACAUGCACACGUACAUAUAGUCAUUAACAAGGAUUUCUGUGGAUUUUUUUGUUUUAGUUUUUUGCACCAUUCUUUGCAAACUCUAGAGACUAGUGUGCUUGAAAAUCCCAGGAGAUCAGCUGUUUCUGAGAUACUCAAACCACCAUGUGUGCCACCAACAAUCAUUCCACGGUCAAAGUCACUUGGGUGACAUUUUUACCCCAUUCCGAUGGUUGAUGUGAACUGAAGCUCCUGACCCGUAUCUACAUGAUUGUAUGAAUUGCACUGCUGCCACACAAUUGGCGGUUUAGAUAAUCACAUGAAUAAGUAGGUGUAAUAAAGUGUAAAAAAAUGUUCCUUAUGAAGUGCUUGAUGAGAGUAUAUAUGCACAGAUACACACAUCCUUCUGAUAUGACAGACAAACGUUUGUGAAAGGAAUCAUCAAAUCCCUCUAAGUAGUAGCAGUGUGUUUCAAGCGAGAGCGAAACGUCUGGAAAGUUUGAAGCUACUAAUGAACAAAAGGAAAUUUUCAUUUUUACUAGAUACAAUGUGUUUGUUGGUCUAUGAAAGGUACAAGGGUUUGCAUCAUUUACAGUUUUCAAAGAAGUGUUUUUGCCUCAUGGCCUCAUCUUUCACAUCUUUUAAAAUAAAGAAUUUGAAUUUGUUAAGGGUUUGAUUUUUUUUUUGCGAAAAUCAAUGUUUA
Messenger RNA from Conger conger (European conger), 3395 nucleotides. RefSeq names its product RAD51 paralog C (gene rad51c). The record is from RefSeq and is a predicted model, not a curated record. Gene Ontology annotation, biological process: DNA repair; reciprocal meiotic recombination; meiotic DNA recombinase assembly. The transcript is spliced from 11 exons. Gene Ontology annotation, molecular function: ATP-dependent DNA damage sensor activity; crossover junction DNA endonuclease activity; four-way junction DNA binding. Gene Ontology annotation, cellular component: replication fork; Rad51C-XRCC3 complex; Rad51B-Rad51C-Rad51D-XRCC2 complex. Lineage: Eukaryota; Metazoa; Chordata; Actinopteri; Anguilliformes; Congridae. Bases 124 to 1263 code for a protein of 379 amino acids.